AACCCUCCCGGUCCCAAUAUAAGACGCAGCCAGAAGCGCCCAAAGUCCGAGAGGAAAACCUAGCAGCCGCGGCUCCCUCUCGCGUUCCUCUCCUUCGAUAGCCCUGGUGCAAGGGAAACUCGAUCCAAGAUGAAGUUCAAUAUCGCGAAUCCUACCACUGGGUGCCAGAAGAAGCUUGAGAUCGAUGACGAUCAGAAACUUCGUGCGUUUUAUGACAAGAGGAUCUCUCAGGAGGUCAGUGGAGAUUCUCUUGGUGAGGAGUUCAAGGGCUAUGUUUUCAAAAUCAUGGGAGGCUGCGACAAACAAGGGUUUCCCAUGAAACAGGGAGUACUAACCCCUGGACGUGUCCGCCUGCUGCUGCACAGAGGAACACCCUGUUUCCGUGGAUAUGGCCGGCGCAAUGGAGAGCGCAGGAGGAAAUCUGUUCGAGGGUGUAUUGUCAGUCCUGAUCUUUCAGUUCUGAACUUAGUCAUUGUUAAAAAAGGUGAGAAUGAUCUGCCUGGAUUGACCGACAUCGAGAAGCCUAGAAUGAGAGGACCAAAGAGGGCCUCUAAAAUCCGGAAGCUGUUCAACCUCUCCAAGGAGGAUGACGUGCGCAAGUAUGUCAACACAUAUCGCCGAACCUUCACUACUAAAUCAGGCAAGAAGUGCAGCAAGGCCCCCAAGAUUCAGAGGCUCGUGACUCCCUUGACACUCCAAAGGAAGCGUGCCAGAAUUGCCGAGAAGAAGAAGAGAAUCUCCAAGGCCAAGGCAGAAGCAGCUGAGUACCAGAAGCUUCUUGCAAUGAGGCUCAAGGAACAGCGUGACCGUAGAAGUGAAAGCCUGGCAAAGAGGAGAUCUAAGCUUUCUGCUGCAUCCAAGCUAUCAGUGGCAGCUUAGAUGUAAGGUUGUUCAACGGAAACUGAUAAAAAAAAUUGUUAGGACGGUAGUUGUCAUUUUGACUGCAUGCAUAUGUUCGCAAGUUUGGUGGUUGGGAUUUUGUGUUGGAUAAGUGUCCUCUUGUUUUUUUGAGUUUUGGAUGUUGCAUCUCAAUAUGUUGGGAUUCUGCCGUAUGGUAUUUAAUGCUUUUGCGUUUGAAGUUUGUAAUUAAA
Messenger RNA from Phoenix dactylifera (date palm), 1091 nucleotides. Its product is annotated as small ribosomal subunit protein eS6. Gene Ontology annotation, molecular function: structural constituent of ribosome. The record is from RefSeq and is a predicted model, not a curated record. Gene Ontology annotation, cellular component: ribosome. Gene Ontology annotation, biological process: translation. NCBI's taxonomy places the organism in Eukaryota, Viridiplantae, Streptophyta, Magnoliopsida, Arecales, Arecaceae.